Rhea pennata is the source of this 1173-nucleotide messenger RNA. RefSeq names its product mitochondrial ribosomal protein L15 (gene MRPL15). Gene Ontology annotation, cellular component: mitochondrial large ribosomal subunit. Lineage: Eukaryota; Metazoa; Chordata; Aves; Rheiformes; Rheidae. The transcript has 5 exons. The coding region runs from base 34 to 918 and encodes 294 amino acids. Gene Ontology annotation, molecular function: structural constituent of ribosome. The record is from RefSeq and is a predicted model, not a curated record. Gene Ontology annotation, biological process: translation.
CGCGCGCGGCUGAACCGUCGCCCUUGGGAGGCCAUGGGCGGGGAUGGCGCGGUCAAGGCGCUGGAGCUGUUGCGGUCGCUGCCCCGGGUCAGCUUGGCCAACCUAAGGCCUAGCGCAGGCUCCAAGAAACCGGAGAAAAGACGUGGUCGUGGAAGAUACAGAGGCAGAAAAUGUGGUCGAGGUCACAAAGGACAAAGACAAAGAGGAAAUCGCCCUCGAUUAGGCUUUGAGGGUGGACAAACUCCCUUUUAUUUGGUCAUACCAAAAUAUGGAUUUAAUGAGGGACAUAGCCUCAGACGUCAGUAUCAACCACUCAGCCUUCAGAGGCUGCAGUACCUGAUUGAUUUGGGCAGAGUUGACCCCACACAACCGAUUGACUUAACACAGCUCACUAAUGCCAGAGGUGUAACAGUACAACCUCUCAAAAGGGAUUAUGGUGUCCAGCUGGUGGAAGAAGGUGCUGAUAUUUUUUCAGCAAAAAUAAACAUUGAAGUACAAAGGGCAUCUGAAUUAGCAAUUGCUGCCAUUGAAAAAAAUGGAGGUGUUGUUACAACAUCCUUCUACGAUCCAAGGAGUCUGGAAAUUUUAUGUAAGCCAGUAGUAUUUUUUUUGCGUGGCCAGCCUAUUCCAAAGCGAAUGCUUCCACCUGAAGAUCUAGUCCGUUACUACACAGAUGCCAGGAAUCGUGGGUAUCUGGCAGAUCCAUGUAAGGUUACAGAAGCCAGGCUUGAACUUGCCAAGAAAUAUGGUUAUGUCUUACCUGACAUAACUAAGGAUGAACUCUUCCAAAUGUUAAGCACGCGCAAGGAUCCUAGACAGAUUUUUUUUGGUCUUGCUCCAGGAUGGGUUGUAAACAUGACUGACAAGAAAAUCCUGAAGCCAACUGAUGAGAGGCUGCUGAAAUACUAUAGCUCAUGAAUUCAGGGUUGGAGACAACUGCAGGUGUACAGGAAACAUCUGGGUAUGAAAUAAUGGCUACAAAGUGGGUUUUUCUUUUUUUUUUUUUUUUCUUUUUUUUUUGACUUCUGUUGUACUAGACAAAACAAAUUUUUAUGUAAUCUACUGAUAUAGCUGUCAUUUUUUUUUGUUGUCAUAACACAAUGUAAUGAAAAGUCUUAACUUUGGAAACAGUGUAGAGUCUGAUAUGAAUAAAGUGUGUAUUUGAGCACUUUC